AUGACAUGUUCAAAAGUAUUUCUAGGAGAUUUACCUGAGUUAACAUAUGAAGUUAUAAAAUAUCUUCAGAAUGAUUAUUCAACUUUACAUUCAUGCGUUUUAGUUAACAGAUUAUGGUGUCGUUUAGCGAUUCCAUUAUUAUGGGAAAAUCCAUUCUCAAUUCCUACAAAAAAUUACAAUGUUAUUGACAUUUACUUAAAUGAUGAUCUUAAAACAAAAUUAAAUGAAUAUGAAAUUAUUAAAAAUUCAUUACCUUCAAAUACACUAUUCGAUUAUCCUAGUUUUUUAAAAUCUUUGAAUAUUUAUAAGUUUAUUAAUUCUGUUGAGAAGUGGUUUGAAACUGUUUAUAUAAUUUCAAAACCCGCAAAUGGAUAUUAUUUAAAAGUUUUUGAUUUGGUAUCUAAAUCACUAUUCAAAAUUUUUAUUGAAAAUAAAAUAAAUUUACAUACUCUUGAAAUUGAGAUCCCAAAUACUUCUUAUAGUGCAUAUAUUAAUGAUAUUCUUAAGUUAAUUUUACAAAAUCAAAAUUUUAUUUACAAUAUUAGAAAUUUGAAACUUUCUAUCAGCAAUUUCGUCAAUUAUCAUGAUGAAAGUAGAGUUAUUAAAAAUCGUAUAUCACAAAUGGUUAAUUUGCAACAAAAUCUUAAAAAAAUUUUAUUAGAUUAUCAUAGUUUUUCUUUAUAUCAAUCAUUAUUAUUAUCAAAAGAUUAUAAUUGUUCAAAUACUUUAAAUACAAUCAUUUUCUAUUACGUCAAUUUUAAAAGAAUAAUCAAUCUUGAUAAAAUAUUUGAACAAUUAAAUGUUUUAGAAUCUGUUCAUAUCUUAUAUUGUUAUUCUUUAGAUACUAAUUUUACUCAACAAAUUAUUAAUUUAACUAAGCCAUUUAAAUUGAAAUCUUUAUUUAUGAGUGAAAUAUUACAAAUUGAAUCAUUUCAAUUAUUAUUACAAAAAUCUGGUGAUUAUUUGGAAAAUGUCGGGUUUAUUACUAAUUUUAACCUAUCGUUAAUAUUAAGUCGACAAUUAUUAGAAUUAUUUGUAAAAUAUUGUAAUAAUAUCAAAUUUCUUGAUUUUUAUGUGUUUGAAAGAGAACUUAUUUACAAAGUAUUCAAUUUAAUUGAAAAUAUUAAACAAAAUCUUAAUUAUCUUUCAAUCGAUACAUCAUAUUAUUUUUCAGAUAUUAAUAAUUUCGUAUUACGAAAUUUAGGACAAGCUCUCCCUUCUGAAUUAGAAUACUUAAGUUUGAUUCAUACUGUUGAAAAAAGUUAUUUCAAAGCAUUUUUAGAGAAUUCUCAGGAUAUUUUUAUUAAUAAAUUGUUAAUAAAUCUACAAGGAGAUAGUGAUGAUAUUUUACAAUAUAUAAAGGAAUAUAUUAUGAAGGAAAAAAGAGUCAAGUAUUUGGCUAUUAAGAAUAUUAAAAAGGAUAGAGAAUUGUUUGAUUUGAUAGAUGAAGUGAAGGAAUUCGAGUUACAUAAUAUUAGAGUUCGAAGAUAUAGUGAAUUAUUUAUUAGUGGUAUUGACUUUAUAAAGAAUAUUGAUUAGUUAUAAAGAUGAAUAAUCAUAUAUAAUGUUUGUAAAUUAUUACAACUUGAUUAAAGUCGCUUUAUAAAUUUACUUUAUUGAGAAAUUUUUUUUUAUGACGAUUUUAUAAAUAUGAAAUCCGUUCUUAGGAAUGGACUUAG
This is a messenger RNA of Rhizophagus irregularis DAOM 181602=DAOM 197198, 1679 nucleotides long. RefSeq lists its product as uncharacterized. Lineage: Eukaryota; Fungi; Glomeromycota; Glomeromycetes; Glomerales; Glomeraceae. The record is from RefSeq and is a predicted model, not a curated record.